Messenger RNA from Anoplophora glabripennis (Asian longhorned beetle), 774 nucleotides. It is a transcript of the gene HemK2, whose product is annotated as hemK methyltransferase family member 2. Gene Ontology annotation, molecular function: nucleic acid binding; S-adenosylmethionine-dependent methyltransferase activity; protein methyltransferase activity. Gene Ontology annotation, biological process: methylation. Gene Ontology annotation, cellular component: eRF1 methyltransferase complex. NCBI's taxonomy places the organism in Eukaryota, Metazoa, Arthropoda, Insecta, Coleoptera, Cerambycidae. The coding region runs from base 26 to 652 and encodes 208 amino acids. The transcript has a single exon. The record is from RefSeq and is a predicted model, not a curated record.
CAACUUCAAGUACAUCAAGUUAGAAAUGACGUUAGACACACCAAAGUAUAAUUUAAAUAAAUAUCCAGAAGUCUACGAACCCAGUGAAGAUACUUUUUUAUUGUUGGAUGCACUAGAAGCCGAUACUUCGUUUUUAUUGAAUUUGAAGCCGAAAAUUGCUGUUGAAAUAGGUUCUGGCAGUGGCGUUAUUAUCACUGGUUUAGCUUCUCUCCUAAAGAAUUCUUGCUUAUACUUUUCUACAGAUAUUAAUCCGCAAGCGUGUCUCGCAACACAAAACACUGCCAGAUUAAAUGGCGCUCCCAUAGAAUGUAUAAACAUGGACUUGUUAUUGGGCUUUAAAAAUCGUAUGUUUGACAUUAUUCUGUUUAAUCCCCCAUACGUAGUGACAGACUCCGAGGAGUUGUCCGGCAGUGGUUUAAAUCGAGCUUGGGCGGGCGGGACAAACGGUCGGGAAAUUAUAGACAGGUUAUCGUGCAAUAUUUCGGAUAUGUUGACACCUGAGGGCAUCUGCUAUUUGUUGUUGCUGAAAGAAAAUAAUCCACAAGAGGUCGUCAGUGGUAUGAAAGGUUUAGGAUUUGAUAGUGAACUUGUGCUUCAAAGAAAAAUACCCGGUGAAUUUUUAUACGUAUAUAAAUUUUUUAGAAGGAAGUAAUCGAAUUUGGAUAGUGAUUAUGUAAAUCAUUGCUUUGGGACUAAUUACAAACAAAAAUAUUUUAACUAUUUAUAUUUUACUGUAUAAAUAUAUUUUUUGGCUUAUUGUUUUCAUUCAUAAUA